Messenger RNA from Eriocheir sinensis (Chinese mitten crab), 5416 nucleotides. It is a transcript of the gene drk, whose product is annotated as growth factor receptor-bound protein 2. The record is from RefSeq and is a predicted model, not a curated record. NCBI's taxonomy places the organism in Eukaryota, Metazoa, Arthropoda, Malacostraca, Decapoda, Varunidae. The transcript is spliced from 7 exons. Gene Ontology annotation, molecular function: protein binding. Bases 219 to 854 code for a protein of 211 amino acids.
CAGUGGUCAGGGUGAGGGGAGGGCGCGAGACGUCCUCUGAACUUCUUAUUUACCAUCAAAAAACAACUCCACCCACGGCUCUGGUGCAGGGGAAGGAGACCGAGGCGCCGUGUUAGUGAUAGUGAAGUGUGUCUGUGAGAAUGAGAGUCCUUCCUAACCUGCACUGACUUGUUGAGACAAACUAUUACUACUCUGCAGGUUGUGUCAGGCCCAUCAUCAUGGAGGCAGGAGCAAAGCAUGACUUCAAUGCCACUGCCGAGGAUGAACUCAGUUUUAGAAAAGGACAAAUUUUAAAGGUGCUGAACAUGGAAGAUGACAUGAACUGGUUCAGAGCAGAACUAGACGGCAAGGAUGGGCUCAUCCCCAGCAACUACAUUGAAAUGAAGAGUCAUGAGUGGUAUUAUGGUAGGAUAACACGGGCCGACGCAGAGAAGCUCCUGCACAAUAAGCACGAAGGAGCUUUUCUUAUAAGGGUCAGCGAAAGUUCUCCAGGAGACUUCUCCCUCUCAGUCAAGUGUGGUGAUGGUGUUCAACAUUUUAAGGUUCUAAGAGAUGCACAAGGCAAAUUUUUCCUGUGGGUUGUCAAAUUCAACUCCUUAAACGAACUGGUCGAGUAUCACCGAUCAGCUUCAGUCUCCCGCUCACAUGACAUCAAGCUCAAAGACAUGACGCCAGAAGAGUUCUUAGUGCAAGCGCUAUACGACUUCACACCGCAGGAACACGGAGAGUUGGAGUUCAAGCGAGGGGACGUCAUCACCGUAACAGACCGAGCCGACCAACACUGGUGGACCGGCGAGAUGGGGAACCGCAGGGGUCUCUUUCCAGCUACUUACGUCGCACCUUACCAUACAUAGGCCUGUGCCCCUUCCUCUUAACUAUUCUUAAAUCCUUGUCUUUAACAUUGUCAAGAGAGGUACUACUCAAUCUUGUUUGUCCCUUGUUCAUUAAGGGUGUUCUUCUACCAAGUUUGGUCAAGUUAUUCUAGGCUUAUCUAGAGAGACUGAAUGGGGAUUUUAAAAAGAACAAGCUCUCAUAUGGCUAGGGAACCCACUCACUGUCAUAAGCAAGAGAAUGAGUAAGGAUGGCAAAGGAAGGAAGGAUGGCAGGCUACCACAAGUACAGUCAGUCAGGGUAAGCACUUAUUUUUUAUUCUUUUUUUAUGGUAAAGAAGGCAGGCAAAGGGCAGGGCAAAACAAAACACUAGAAGAAAAAGCCCAUAUGCAACACUCCUCGUACAGAGAGAACACAGAGGAAGACGCAACGCCUAAACAGUGUGAUCACUUUUGGUUAGAGGCAUCUUAAUACUCCCUUCUUGAAAGAGUUUACAUUAUGGGAAGGGGAAAUACAGACAGUGGCAUUCAUUUAUCACCAGUAUGUGCGUUUGGAGAUCUUUGGAAGUGUUUCUCACACUGUAAGAUAAGCCAGCCAUAGGUAUGUUUUGUUACACUAUUGGUGCCAUUUCAUACUACUUUCAUUCAUUGCAUUUUUGUACCGAGAGAUAUUCCCUUGAAAACUGUGUCUUAUUCUUGCCACCGACUCUUAUAUUUCACUGCAGGAGCAUUGUAAGUGUCUGUAGGUUGGUGUAGAUGAAUAGGCAGGCAUUGCAGUCAGUUUGCCAGUGAAGCCCCAAACGAUUUUUGGAAAUUCAUGCUCUUCACUUUUUCUUUCACUUAACAAUUGGACAUCAUUAAAUGUUACAAGAAAUGCAUGUAUGUUUGUUAGCCUGUUUAGCCCAAGUUAUGGCUCACCAAUAGAGGCUAUCCAGUCCUGAAUAAAAGAUGACAACUAGUUAGUGAUGAGGAUGUGAGAAACAUUGUCGGUCAAGUGCCAUUCCAGCCAAAAACGUGUUCACCUUACCAUUGCAUUCCCUCAAGAUGCUCUUGUCUGGAAACAAGCUCAAGAAACUGACAAACAACAUAUUUUUUUUGGCAAAGAAGGCAAGGCAACGACACAAAAAUGAUUAAGCCUGCAACAUACUUCUCCCACAGAUAAAAGAUUAUAAGGAGAGAUCAGUUUGGGAUAGUUUUCUUGAUGCUCUCCUCUAGGAAGAGUUUAAGAAUCACAGGAAAAAGUAAAUAGUGACUAAGGAAGGCUUUUCCAUGAAUUUACCAGUGAAAGGGAUGAAAGAUGCCAGUCGACUCUUAAAUUAGUGCAGUAGAAGGAAUUAGGGCAGUGCCAGAGUUUACCAAUGAAAGGGAUGAAAGAGUUAAGAUGGCAGUGUAAACUCUUGCAUUAGGAAGUUGAACAGCAUAGGGAUGAGCCUAAUUAGAAGAGGGUUAAGAGGAAAUUUGCAUGAACAAUGAAGUUAUGUCAUUUUGGAAGUUCCAGAUCUUGAAGCCCAUUACGUACUUCUCCAUUUUUUAUAUUUUUGGCUCUUAUCCGACGAUGUUACUGAUAGCCACAUGUGGUGUUAUAAAAUUGUAUUCAAUUCUCAAAGAGUCUUGUUUGUCAGCUUUUGGAUUCAGGCAAAGUUGGUCCUGAAAGACUCAAGAAUCAAUAUGGAAUUCUCUCCCAAACUGGCAAUCACAAUUUUUAUACAGGUGAAUAAUUCUGCUGAUGACGAUGACGAUGAGUACAGUAUAAUUAUAAAACAUGUGAAUAUGUGUGUAUAUGUACAGACGAAGCCACCAGAUGUGUUACUGGUUAAUGGUGUGCGUUGAAAUGGUGGAACGCAAGAAGUAACCAUCUCUACUCGUGUAAAAGUCGACCUUGUGUAAAGGUUGACCGUCCUUGUGUAACCCUCCCGAAGGUUAUAAUGUGUUCAACUGAGGAAUAAUUUUACCCCUGGAAAAGUAGUAUUAGUAGUAGCGGCAGUGGUUGUAAACCCAUAACUAAGUAUUAUCCGUGUAAAAGUUGAUACCCCAUGAUGGAAAAGUAAUGAUAGUCCUAGUAGUAAUAGUAGUAGUAGUAGUAGUAGUAGUAGUUGUUGUGAUAGUGGUAUUAUUAACCCCUUAGAGCAGCAGCAUCCAUGUAACAGUCAACCUCCUAAAUAUGGUUCCAAAGCUUCGACUUUUGCACGAGUCUGUACAGUGACCGAGAGUCUGGUGGAGCGGAGGAGUUAGCCAAGGAAGGGGAGGUAGAGGUUGUGAGGCUUAUAAUUACUACUUUCCUCUAUUUUUAAUACUAAGCUAAAUAAAUUUACUUUAAACCAAAUGCUUAUUGUUGAUAACACAAUAUAAUAAUUCAUGUUCAUAAAGUGCCACAGAUACUCAUGUAAAAGUCGCCCCCCGAGGCUUUGAUGUGUUCCGUUCAGGGAUGAAGUCAAGGCCCCAAAAGUAGUGGUAGUAAUAGUAGUAGUGACCCCCUAGAAAUAUAGUGUUCAUGUCAAAGUUGACUCCUUAAAGUUGGCCUUAAAAGAAAAAAAAGAAAACAUUGAAAAUACUUCGGCUUUUCCACGAGUAUGUUCGGUGGUCAUAAAUGAAGUAUAAGAACUUGUAUUAUUACUUAAUAUUUCGUAGAGUUCUGCUGAAGCCAUUCUUCCACAUUAAGUAAACGACACGAGGCUAUUUGCUUAGAGGUCCUGGGGGCAAGGUUUAUAACUAUGCUCAGUAGUGAGUUAGGUCGAGCAUCCAUUUGUUUGAGAUCCGUGACUGCAUCCAUGUCUUUAUCGGGAAAAAUCUCAACCUUCAGGAAAAGGCAGAGAUGCCUCCAUUGAUCCCUCCACAGCCAUGACUGUGGCAGUGAUUGCAACACUUCUCUUUCCUUAAUAUCACUCUGCCCAGAAAGUCCAGUGAGUUGAGCUUAAAAACAUAUUUGAUGCACACUGAAGACUUUGCCUCAGACAUGGACAUGGAUACAGACACAGACACAAGUGGUAGGUAAAGGUCGGGCAUCUAUCUGUUCCUGAUUCAUCAUUCAUGUCUGUCUGCAUCCAUAUUGAUGUCAGUGAGAAAUUCAAUAUACAAGAGAAAAGCUGAGAAACAUCCCAUGAUCCUGCCAUGGCCAUCGCCACUGCAGUAAAUGCAACAACUCUUUCCCUUUCAUAUUGCCCUGCCUAAAAAGUUCAGUAUUAUCAUCAGCCUUUGCCAGUCCACUGCAGGGCAAAGGCAUUUUCCAACAUUCUCCCUUUAUCAAUGAUGUUAAUGUUUUUCAUGCUGCUCUGGCAGAAACUAACACCUCUCUUGGUUCUCUUAUGCCCUGGUUACAACAAUUUAUGAGUUGUCACAGUUACUGUGGCUGUCCAUUUGUUGAUUAAUAUUCUUGAUGUGACCUGCCCAAGUCAACUGCAUUAGAAUAUGUUCAACCUUUAUAUGCUCCUUAAUGCAGGAUGUUUUCUUUCUGUCUGUAAUACCAAACAUAUUUUUCUUACUUUCUGUGAAAUUCUUAGCUUUUUUCUUUGGAUCUUUUAUUUGUCCAGUAGGUUGAGCUUAGAAACAUGUAUAGUACACCCUUCAGACUUUGCCACAGAUGAUGUCAUGGAUCAUGGAUAAAUGGUUGCUCGGCCUUUAUCAGGGGAGGAAGUACAGAGCAACUUUUUGUAUGGAGAACCUUAAGAAAUGUUUAACUGAGAAAGCCUAACAACAUGCACUGUACAUGGUUAAGACUCACCCCAUAGCUCAAAGCACAACUUGAAUAGUGUUUGUUCCUAGUAUAUUCUUUUAGUGUGAGGAUUGUUUAGCCUAUGUUUAGCUUUACUGAAUACUGUACACCAUGUUUUUGUUGCAUUCAAACAAUAUUUAAAAAAAAACGUUUGAUACACAUACAAUCAUUUGUCUUGGGGCAUUGCAUAAAUUUAUACAAACCCAUGUAAGUGGUCAAAUAUUUUUGUGACAUUGAAAAUUACAUAACCCUAUACAUUUCUCAUGAUACCUAUCCAUGAAACACUUUUGAGGAAUAAGAAAGUAAAUUUUAAUGUGAGCGAAAACCUUUUAAGUAUCCUAGUAUACCCCGCAGCAGCAAGUCUGUCCCAACAAUGCUCAGCCGGCCACAGUGUCCUCCCCUCGGCUGCCUUGGCCAGCACCGAGACAAGGCUCCUCAAGGCCAUGUUGUGACACUCCAUCUCGGCAUCUUCCUGCCUACAGGGUUAAAGAAAGCAAUCAUAAAAAUGCUUGUGUCAUCAAUAUAUUUUAAUAGAUUAAUGAUUACUGAAGAAAACUAGUGAGAGAGCUGCCCCCUUCAUGCUGGUCCAAGGGACAGGUUGGAGGUGAAGGAAGCAAGCUACUGGCAGAGGCCAAGCAGUGUCUUGACAGAGUGUUUGCAGCAGCGGGGUAUAAUAACUAUGAUGAAUGUGAUAUGUUCACGAACAUUAGGACUUAAAAAAUGUUCAAGAAAUUAUCAGUUUGCAAGCCAUGUGAAGAAGCAGUUAACAGUGACACUGGAAAGAUAAAUUUGUCCUUACUAAAAUUUUGACUUUUUGUUUCUUUGAGAUUUUUUUUCAUGCAUUAUACAAAGAAGUAUACAAGAGUUAAGGAACUAA